CUGGGUGGUGGGCUUUCUUUCUAUUGAACAAAGCAAAGUACGAUGUAAGCCUGAAGAAAAGAUGUACUGGACGACCACUUUUAGACGGUGGUUAGUUAGUAUUUUUUGUGUUUUUUCCUCGUGUCUCAGUGCCAUGCUUUACCAUGGGUACUUGUACUUGUAAUCCCAGAGGGUACAGUUUCCAGGCAACCACCAAAGUGAAGGUUUAACCAAGGAUUUAUAAACUGUGCGUGAUGAUUUUGGUAGGCAAAUUCUCAUCUGCAACUCCAGCAACAACAGUGGUCUCUCUAAGCUCAACCUGGCAGAACAUAAGAGGCAUGGAGAAUUUGCUGCAACCAUUCAACUUUAGUUUGAUAGCAGUGCAUUCAAUAUCUGAGGUCACCGGGUUCCUCUUUGGUCUGCUUUUGAUCCUGAUGAUAACAGCUUGGAGCCGAAUGCACAGCUCAUAUUUGCCAGGACCUUAUUUCUUGCUAGGACUUGGCCCACUUCUCUCUUACACCCGGUUUAUUUGGACUGGCAUAGGCACUGCAUGCAACUAUUACAACAACAAAUACGGAAGCAUAGUGAGGGUCUGGAUCAGUGGCGAGGAAACACUGAUUAUUAGCAAGUCAUCUGCAGUUUAUCAUAUUUUAAGAAGUCCCCACUACAUAGCAAGAUUUGGGAGCAAAAAGGGACUUGAGACUAUUGGGAUGGAGGGAAAUGGCAUCAUUUUCAAUAGUAAUGUGGCACUUUGGAAAAAAGUGAGGACGUACUUCUCUAAAGCUCUGACAGGCCCAGGGCUCCAGAAGACAGUGUCUAUCUGUGUGAGCUCUACAACCAAACACCUGGACAACCUGCACGAGGUGACCAGCUCAUCAGGUCACGUGGAUACCCUCAAUCUGCUCAGGGCCAUAGUGGUCGACAUCUCAAACAAGCUGUUCCUUGGGGUGGAUCUGAAUGAAACCCAGUUGCUGAUGAAAAUCCAUAACUACUUUGAGACCUGGCAAACUGUCCUGAUUAAGCCAGAUAUUUUCUUCAAGAUUGGAUGGCUGUAUAACAAGCAUAAGAAAUCAGCGCAAGAACUGCAAGAUGUGAUGCAGAAUCUUCUUGAUGUUAAAAAGAAAAUAAUAGAUGAAUCUGAGAAGUUGGAUAAUGAGCUUGACUUUGCCACAGAGCUCAUUUUUGCGCAGAACCAUGGGGAGCUGUCACCAGAAAACGUCCGCCAAUGUGUGCUGGAGAUGGUGAUCGCAGCUCCGGACACUCUCUCCAUCUCCCUCUUCUUCAUGCUCAUGUUGCUCAAGCAGAACCCUGAAGUGGAGGACAGGAUAGUGAAGGAGAUGAAAGCAGUUUUAGGUAACGAUGGGGCUGAAAAUAUUAAGUAUCAAGACCUGAAGGUGUUGGAGCGUUUCAUAAAUGAGUCCAUGAGAUUUCACCCAGUGGUUGACUUCACAAUGAGAAAAGCUCUGGAAGAUGAUAAUAUUGAUGGAAUCAAAAUAAAAAAAGGAACCAACAUCAUUCUUAACACUGGUCUGAUGCAUAAAACAGAAUACUUCCCACAUCCCAGAGACUUUAGCUUGGACAACUUUGACAAAGCAGUGCCUAACCGUUAUUUCCAGCCUUUCGGUUGUGGGCCUCGCUCAUGUGUGGGCAAACACAUUGCCAUGGUGAUGAUGAAGGCCAUCUUGGUCACGCUGUUAUCCAGAUACACUGUGUGCCCUCAUCAGGGGUGCACCAUCAACAGCAUCCGGCAAACCAACAACCUGUCCCAGCAGCCAGUGGAGGACGAGCAAAGCCUGGCCAUGCGCUUUAUCCCACGGCACAUCACUGACAAUAAAUGA
This is a messenger RNA of Periophthalmus magnuspinnatus, 1817 nucleotides long. RefSeq names its product aromatase (gene cyp19a1b). Gene Ontology annotation, molecular function: monooxygenase activity; iron ion binding; oxidoreductase activity, acting on paired donors, with incorporation or reduction of molecular oxygen. The transcript is spliced from 10 exons. The coding region runs from base 234 to 1817 and encodes 527 amino acids. The record is from RefSeq and is a predicted model, not a curated record. Lineage: Eukaryota; Metazoa; Chordata; Actinopteri; Gobiiformes; Gobiidae.